GCGGUACGAUGACGUCUAUAAUGCACAUGGUGGUAGAGAACUAUAGUGAAUUCGUUGAAUCAAGAGAUCCAAUAGUAGACUCAUGGCUGUUUAUGAAAUCACCAGUUCCUGUAGUUACGAUACUAAUCACAUAUCUCUACUUCGUUUUGAAGCUGGGACCAAAAAUGAUGGCGAAACGUGAACCAUACAAUCUUCAGACACUCUUAGUGGCUUACAAUGCUUACCAAGUGCUGUUCAGCAUAUGGUUAUGUUCACAAGCCCUCAAAGUACAGAAGCCAAUGCAACUGUUGAAACACACGUGCAAGAAUCCUUCCACGAAUCGGGAGUUCCAGGAAGUUCUCUCCAAUGGAGCAUGGUGGUACUUCUUCUCCAAAAUAGUGGAACUUCUAGAUACGGUGUUCUUCGUACUGAGGAAGAAACAGUCUCAGGUGACGUUUCUACAUGUGUACCACCACGCAAUUACAAUGUUCUUCUCUUGGGGAUACCUCAAAUUUCUACCAGGUGAACAGGGUGUAGUUAUUGGAUUCUUGAACUCACUGGUACAUGUAGUAAUGUAUUUCUACUAUAUGGUGGCUGCAAUGGGUCCAAAGUACCAGAAAUACCUGUGGUGGAAGAAGUACAUUACCUGGAUCCAACUCACCCAGUUUUGCAUAAUGUUGGCCUACCUCUUUUCGAUCAUCCUGAUGGACUGCAAACUACCGAAGGCCUUGACCUUCUUCUUCGUCGGCAACGUAGUGAUAUUCCUGUACCUCUUCAGCGAUUUCUACAGGAAGGCUUACAAGAAGAAACCGAAGACGGAGUCUCAAAGCACGAAUGGCCUUUCGAAUGGUCAUGCGAAGACAGUUAAAGAUCAAUAGCACACCUUGUGAUGAACUACAUAUUUAUUUACGUCGGCGUUACUUUUUCGGGCAAUUUUUAACCAAAUUGUUUUUUCGUUGUUGAUAGUCGAGAUCAUUAACCAAUGCUAUAUAUCUCGUAACAUGUCAAAAAAGCAAAACUUGAUACAAAGUGGUCCAUUUUUCGACUGGAGACUCCUGGGCAUUUCUUACAAGCUGGAACAAUUUAUCCGAUAAUAUGAUGUUUCAUGUUGAAUCUCUAUGAGUAACUUUGACCACAAUGCAAAAAUGUGAUUUUGGUGGAUUUUCUCUGAACUUUGGGGUUAUCUUCUACUAGUGAAGCUGAUCAAAUGUUUCUCAUUGCAAAAAUUCGACUUAAUUUGGUCCAUUUUAUUUCCACUAGAGUAUGGUACUUAUUCAAGUAUGGUAGUUCAACAACUAUCCUAAAAAUGAACAUAAAGUACCAAAAAAAUUAUGCACGUGUGCUUGGGCGACUGUAUACUCAUAAUUUGGUGAGUUCAUUAAUACGGGGAUAUUUGGAAAAACAUCCAGACUAAACUAAAAGUAUUGUUUGUAUGAGAAUUGGCGAUAAGUCAAAUAUUAUUGAUUUUUCAUUUCAAUUUCGUGGAUUGGGCAUUUUAGUUGUUUUAAAAUCCAUUUCUUGAGCUCUUUUUCAAACUAUCUAAAUGAUUUUUCUGCUUUUAAUGACUCUGGUAUGCAGUUACAGAAUUUUGGUCCCAAUAAAAAAAAUCGAUGUUUCAGAUGUUUGUGGAAUAACACUGACUUUUGAUUGAAUCUUGUUCUGUGGUAAUGAAUGACACACUUCAAGUGUUUCGAAUGUUUAAUAUAAUACAUAUAUUUAUAUAAAAAAUACUAUAACAAUGAAUUUGUCUGCAAUCUAAUAAUUGAGACCUCCUCAUGCAGGAUCAACUUCAGAAUUAAUUUCUUGAUAACAUCAAUCUUUUUGUAAUGAUUAUCUACAACUCCCCCGAAGCCAAAAUUCCGUAAAGUAUUAAAGGGUAGAUGAGAUGAUAAUAAAGAUUGUAUAGAUAUUUUUUAUCUGAAUUUUGAAAUAAUACAUGUCAGUCUAUUCUCCAGUUACACUGCAUGGGCAUUCCAGUUUGUUUGUUCAAAACUACACCUAAGUUAUUUUAUUAGUUGACUGAUCUCAUGGGAAUCACUGCUUGUAUGAAGCUCAAGCUUAAUAAAAUUAUCGAGUAUAAACUGACGUCUGCUUGUUUUCAUUGCUUGAGAAAAGGCAGAAGGUCACUUCAAAGCUGGAUGAAUCGGAGUAAUGUCAACAAAAGAGUACUUCAACCAUCUCCCUUGUAGGGGAAUGUUUUUUCACUUUAAGUGUUGUAACAACUUAGAUAGAUACCAUAUUCUAGUGUAAAUAAAAUAUCAGAAACGUAUUCUCUCCCGCAUUUGGGGUUGAAUUUUUAUUCGAAAGGUUGGGACACAUUCUUUGAGUACACGUUUCCAAGGCAUAGUCAUUUUGCUAUUUUUCUCAAAUACUUAAACCUUCCAAUGCUUUUGGUAUCUUUUUAUUGCUUCACACAAAGACAUGGUCCACAUUGUGUUAGAAUAGUACUUUUCCAGGAAUGCUCCCGCGUAGGGAUAUUUCAGCGACUUUGAAGGGUAGUAAGAAGCAAAACGAAAGUAAAGAUAGAUUCAAUUCAAGUUGAAAUUUCUUUGUUAUUUGUGGAGUAAGCAAUUUAUUCAAAUCAUAAGCUGUGCGCUGAGCUAAUAAAGAAACGGGUUUUUCGGUCUGGCUGUAUAACGUAUAAAUAUCAAUUCUGUAAGCCUUCUGAGCCCCUGGAUCGCUUUGAAUCGAGUUCAUGCGAUAAGAACAUUUGAUCAGCUUCACUUGUAUCACUUAACAGAUAAGUGCAAUGAGUGAUGCGAUAGACUACUGUUAAAGCUAAAAGUUCGUAUAAGUACAUACGAAUAAAGCUAAGCAAAAUUAAUUGUGCUUCAUGCUCCGAUACUGGAACUGUCCAAAGAAGAUUAUCUAAUAAGCAAGUAUCUUCAAUUCAUCUUGAAUCAAUUAUAUGUUUUAUCUUCGAUUUAGUCUAGCGAUGCAUCUCAGACGGCCAACAAGUAGAAUGGUUCUGUAUGCAUGCCAGGGAUUUUUUGUACAUAAAGGCAUUCUUGUAAAAUGUACUUGUACAACCAGUGAUCUUAAUAAUUUAUUCAUUAGUCUUUAUUUGUAAGAAUUAGAUUAAGCUACCAGAGUUCAAAUAUAACAAAGGUUAAG
Messenger RNA from Acanthoscelides obtectus, 3093 nucleotides. The record is from the annotation of a GenBank genome assembly. NCBI's taxonomy places the organism in Eukaryota, Metazoa, Arthropoda, Insecta, Coleoptera, Chrysomelidae.